AUGUUCGAGGAUGCAACAGAUCACAAAUUCAGUAAUACUAUCUUGAACAAUCAACCUUUGGUUCAGGAUCCUAUAGUCAUCCAGACAGAAGAUGACAACACCGAGACAGCUACCCCACUAGCUGUUCCUGUAACAGGCGAUUCACAUGGAAGAAAUACAAGUUCAAUAGACUCGUUUCGAAUCGAUGAUCAUGAUUGGGAUUCAUCAGGGUGGAACUCCGGCCAACAGAGCUCUUUACAAAAGCUAAGACACAAACUUGUCAAUUAUUACAACAACGUUAUUUUACCAAACGUGGGGAUAUCGUUAUUGCUUCUAUCGCAGUUUUUAAACAGUAUAAUGGUGACGACAUGCAAAUUAUUAGUCACGGAUAAAAACUUUAACGAGCCAAUACAUCCAGUACAGAUUUUGUUUGUUAGAAUGUUAAUCACUUACAUCUGCUGCUUGGUAUACAUGUUUGUUACAAAGACUGUGGAAGAGGCGCCUUUUGGACCAAAAAAAAUACGAGUUUUGUUGAUCAUGAGAGGCGUUGUCGGAUUUUUUGGUGUUUUUGGAAUGUACUUUUCAUUACAAUAUUUGAGUCUAUCAGAUGCGGUUGCGAUAACGUUCCUUGUGCCGAUGGUUACUGCAUUUUUAGCAUUCAUUAUAUUGAAAGAGAAGUAUUCUAUUUUAGAAAGUGUUUGCUCGCUAUUAUCACUAGGAGGUGUGCUUUUGAUUGCUAAACCUUCGUUCAUAUUUGGUGCAGAGUCGGAGAAAGAAACGACUGAUGAAGCUGUUGAGAGUUCCUCGUCUGAAAAGAGAAUCAUAGCAACAGCAGUUGGACUAAUCGGUGUUUGUGGUGCUUCUAGUGUCUACAUCAUUUUGCGGAAAAUCGGCAUGAGUGCCCAUCCUUUGUUAUCGGUGAGCUACUUUUCAUUGACUUGUUGUAUUGUUACUUUUGUUGGCACAUUGGUGGUUCCGUCAUUAUCGUUUGUCUUGCCACAAAAUGGUUACCAAUGGUUCUUAUUUGCGGUGAUUGGAUUUUCUGGGUUUUUUAUGCAAUUUUGUCUCACGGCUGGUGUUCAAAGAGUGAAAGCAUCAAGGGCAUCUUUGAUGGCUUAUUCGGGAAUGGUAUUUGCCAUCAUUUGGGAUUUGACAAUCUGGCAUCAUCUUCCAGGAAUUUUGUCGUUUUGUGGUAUUGCUCUUAUUAUCGGUAACGCCGCCAUUAUCUUGAAAUUCAAACCUGAAAGUACAGAAGCUGAAGCGCCUGUUGAAAAUGAUAUCGAGAGAAACGGGAAAUACAAUGAGUUGAAUCAUGAUACUAUUGUGAUGCAAGAUUUUGUAAUCACUGAUGAUGAUGAUGAGGAGGAGGAGGAGGAGGAGGAUGAUGAGUCGGGUAGUGACACAAACAAUAAUGCAAAGGCGGGACAAAGAUAG
Lodderomyces parapsilosis is the source of this 1413-nucleotide messenger RNA. RefSeq lists its product as uncharacterized. The transcript has a single exon. The record is from RefSeq and is a predicted model, not a curated record. The coding region runs from base 1 to 1413 and encodes 470 amino acids. NCBI's taxonomy places the organism in Eukaryota, Fungi, Ascomycota, Pichiomycetes, Serinales, Debaryomycetaceae. Gene Ontology annotation, cellular component: membrane.